Messenger RNA from Penicillium verhagenii, 411 nucleotides. Its product is annotated as cytochrome b5-like heme/steroid binding domain-containing protein. Gene Ontology annotation, biological process: sterol biosynthetic process. Gene Ontology annotation, cellular component: intracellular membrane-bounded organelle; endoplasmic reticulum membrane. The coding region runs from base 1 to 411 and encodes 136 amino acids. Lineage: Eukaryota; Fungi; Ascomycota; Eurotiomycetes; Eurotiales; Aspergillaceae. The record is from RefSeq and is a predicted model, not a curated record. Gene Ontology annotation, molecular function: heme binding. The transcript has 3 exons.
AUGUCUGCGACUCAGGAAUUCACCCUCAAGGAGGUUGAGGCCCACAACACCAAGAAGGACCUCUACAUGGUCAUCCACGACAAGGUCUACGACUGCACCAGCUUCGUCGAUGAGCACCCUGGUGGUGAGGAAGUCCUCCUGGACGUCGGUGGCCAGGACGGUUCCGAGGCCUUCGAGGAUGUCGGCCAUUCCGAUGAGGCACGUGAGAUUCUUGACGGUCUGCUUGUCGGCAGCGUGAAGCGCAUGCCCGGUGACCCCGCCCCCAAGGCCCAGGCUUCUACCUCCUCCGGCUCUUCUCCCUCCUCUUCUUCCGGCGGCUUUGGUGUCGGUCUCUACGCUUUCAUCCUUGUUGGUGGUGCCAUUGCCUACGGUGUCUACAACUACCUUGAGGCCCAGAAGCAGCAGCAGUAA